Molecule: messenger RNA, 2062 nt
Organism: Acipenser ruthenus (sterlet)
Lineage: Eukaryota; Metazoa; Chordata; Actinopteri; Acipenseriformes; Acipenseridae
Product: putative aminopeptidase W07G4.4
Exons: 17
Coding region: 139-1686 (515 amino acids)
Biological process (GO): proteolysis
Cellular component (GO): cytoplasm
Molecular function (GO): manganese ion binding; metalloaminopeptidase activity
Source: RefSeq, a predicted model, not a curated record
UCGAGUGGGAAGUGCGGACAGCCAAUCACCUUACUGUACUUGGAAAAGAGGCGGUGACUGUAAACCACUUACGUCAGCAGGUUGAGCCCCGGCUCGCAUUGUCGGUUUACUUCGAUUUGUAGAAUCACGGGAGUGAACAUGGGGUCGGUAAGGUUUCCAGUUGAUUUUGCCACUGACCUCAAAGAUAAGAAGUUUGAUGGGAUAGUCUUGGUGACAGACUGCAUAGAGAAGCUCCCUGCUGCACUCCAGUGCCUGGUGGCCCCCCUCAAGGAAUACAAACAGGUAGACGCUGCUGUGCACAGCGAGGUGGUCCUGCUGAAGGUCCCGGGCGUUCCAGGGGACAGAUUGGUGUUUGCGCCGACCGGACCCCUGGACCGCGAUUACGAUGACGUGAGGAGAUUCACCGACGCGGCCGUCGCUGGGAUGAAGAGAGCUCUGAAAGCGGGGAUGCAGAGCCCCCUGCUGGUGUGUCCCGCACACAGCACCUUCAAGGAGAGCACGCUGGUGUCUGUGCUGGGAGCUCUGCACGCUCUGUAUGUGCCGCUGGAGGUGCGAGAGGCUUACCCAGAGAAGCCUCGCAAGGUGGAUGCCCUGGGGUUCUGGGUUCCAGGGGAGGCGGAGGGCAAGAGGAUCAAGCAUCUAGCCUGCGCACUGGAGAGCGGCCGGGUGGUGUGUCGGGAUAUCGGGGGCUCGGACCCCGAGAGGAUGGCAGCCCCCCUGGUAGUGAAGUACGUUGAGGAGCUCUUCAACAACACCCCCAUCAAGGUGUGCGUUGUGAGUGACGUCAAGCAGCUGGAGAAGGAGUACCCCUGCCUGGCAGCCGUGAACCGCUGCGCCAACGCUGUGCCUCGUCACCAGGCCAGAGUAAUCAAACUGGAGUACACUGGAGAGGAGCCCAUCGAUCAGACCCUGCUGCUGGUGGGAAAGGGCAUCACGUACGACACGGGCGGAGCUGACAUUAAGGCCGGGGGGUUUAUGGCUGGAAUGCACCGGGAUAAGUGUGGCUCUGCAGCCGUGGCGGGAUUCUUCCAGGUGCUGGCUGAGCUGAAGCCUAAGAAUCUGAAGGUGCUGGGUGCUAUGGCGAUGGUGCGGAACAGCGUGGGGGCCGAUUGCUAUGUGGCGGAUGAGCUCAUCACAUCUCGGGCUCAGAGGCGCAUUCGCGUGGGGAACACGGACGCUGAGGGCAGGAUGGUGAUGGCAGACCUGCUGAGCGAGAUGAAGGAGCGGGCCCUGUCGGAGGUAGCCCCCGAGCUGUUCACCAUCGCCACCCUCACCGGGCACGCCAUCCGUGCCAUGGGACCCAAUUACUCUAUCAUCAUGGAUAAUGGCCCAGCCCGGAGCGUUGGGAAUGCUCAGCAGUGGCAGAAAGCGGGUGAUGAGCUGGGUGAUGUGUUUGAGAUCUCCACCGUGCGCCGAGAGGAUUUCGAUUUCCACCGCGGCAAGUCUGAAUACGAAGACAUCCUGCAGUGCAACAACCUGCCCUCCAGCGCCACCCCUAGGGGGCACCAGACCCCCGCCGCCUUCCUCAUCAUGGCCUCGGGGCUCGACCAGCACGGUGUGGAUUCCGAGAAGCCGCUCCGAUAUUCCCACAUUGACAUUGCCGGAUCGUCUGGACCGUUCCCUGGAAUUCCCACUGGAGCGCCCAUCCUCACCAUGGCAACCAAUUACAUCUUGCACCGCCUCUGAGACCAGCCAAUCAGAAGCCGUCUCCUGGCACCUCGGUCUAAAUCCCACCGAAUCAGAAGCCAUCGCUGCCAGUACAGCCAAUACCAAUCGUAUCAUUGUCUGAGUCGGCCAAUCAGGAGCUGGCUGUGCGGCACACACGCCAAUCAGUAAACAAAGCAACAAAAAUCUAAUUAAUUUCACUUUUUCCUGUUUAAAGCCAGUCAAUUGGAAAGGCGUUCUGUAAACCUAUAACAUUUUGCACAAACAGACACGUUUGCUGUAGUGUGCCUGAAAUGUUGCUUUGUUCAACCGUGGAACCUGCAACACUGUAAAUGCAUUUCUUUUGUGUGUGUCGGCUGAAAAAAAAAUAAUAAUAAAAAUUAUAUAUUAACCAGCA